UGAGUUGGGAACGGCGGCUUCUAGAGUGAUUCUCAUUUUCAAGGCGAGGACUGGACCAGCCACAAAUUCUUCUAUUGUGCUCUGGCAAACAAUUAGUACAACAUGGCGAAGGAAGAAAAGAAGACAUUCAUUUCCACUACGGUGAAAGACUCUUUUUUCGAUGAUCCGUUCUUCAAGGAUUGGUGGAGGGAUUUUGAUAUGCCUGUCAAACCCGCCACUCAGCAAGUGGAAACCCAGAUUACAGGAACAGGAACACCUCGUCGAUCACUGUUGGAUUCCUUUUUUGAUCUGAAGUCGGGCAAAAGCUCAGGGUUCGCGUCUGCUUCGACCAUUGCCCAACAAUCGUCCAUGUCCCUGAAAAAUGGGCAGUAUUCAAUUGAAGUGGAUAUUCAAGGCUUUGAUCCAGAGGACAUUGAUCUUCGAGUAGAGAAAGGAGAACUCAUCGUGGCUGGAGAGCGACAAGUCAAGCGAGGAAACUCCUUUUCCAAGCGUCUCUUCAAUCAGAAAUUUCAAUUGCCCAAGGGCAUUGAUAUCAAUAAAAUCGAAUCAGAAGUCCAUUCUGAUGGGAAAUUGUUCAUCUUUGCCCCUCAAUUGGAGGCUGAACGAGUGGGUGAUGACGAUGAGAGCAGCCGGGAGGUCACCAAGUCAGGUGAAACCACAACAACGUCGUCCGAGGCCGAGAUUGCCUUGGAAGGAGGUGGAACUGCAAAAACAGCGACUUCUGGAACCAGUUCCAAGAAAUCCCAAGUUUCCAACAUCAAGAAAGAAGCGGCCGAUGGAUCGUUUGAAGAAGAGAUUGUGGAAGAGGAGGAGUUCUUUGAGGAAUCAUCAUCGACUACUACCAGCACCAUGCAAUCCUUUGGAAACAUGGACAUGGGUAUGGGCAGCCUUGGAUUCGAAGGCUUUGGUAACAUGGGCAGCUUUGGGUCUGGAAUGUUGAAGAAAUUCGAUAUGGGAUUCCCGUCCCUCAAAAUGGGAGGAGCGGGUGGAACCACCAACACUACAACCACCAAAACGGAAGAGAAGCUGAAGGCCGAGAGGGGUCGAGUCAUCGAGAUGUCUAAGAAUGAAAGCACCAAAUCAGACAUCAGGGAAAUGACCAUUCCAAUUGCCAUAACCCGAGAUGGAGGCGUGGCCAAACCCAAGACACCAAAGCCAAGGCUCUUGCCUUUCCAGUUGGAAUUCUCCUCCUCAGACAAGUCGAUGCCGAGUGCUGAUGACAUGUUAGCUCAGGUCCAAAAGCAAAUGGAGAAGAUGCAACAAGCUACCAUGGGACAACUUCAAGAACAAUUGGCGUCCAAUGAGGAUGAUCAAAAGCCGCAACCGGCAAAUAAUACAGAGUUGGAAAAUCAAGAGUUCUUCGUCCCUCUCAGUCAAAUCGGCAAUGUUCAACGAGAUGCUUUAGCCGAAGCCACUGCCAUGGCAAAGAGGAAAGGCGAACAUUUCGAGCUUGUGGUCAACAUUCAAAGGUUUGCUCCUGAAGAGGUCAAGGUCUACGUCACCGGACAGAACGUCAUUGUUCAAGCUGAACACAAGACUCCAGAGGGCUUUGUCACCGACAGCUAUGAGCAAAAGUUUAGCCUUCCAGAGGAUGUAGACACCGAGAGACUGACUUCGGGAAUAUCUCGCGAUGGUAUCUUGAUGGUUCGCGUCCCAAGAAAGAGCCCAGAGCGAUUAAUUCCUAUUCAGUACGAUGCCAAGAUCAAUGCAGUGCAGCAAGCAUUACAGAAAUCGGAAAUCAAAAUCGAAACAAGCAAGAGCUCGCAACAGAUACGGGAAGAAUUGGCGAAAGAGAACAUCGAACCUAUGAAAAUUGAGAAACAAGAAGAUGCCAUUAAGGCUGCUUCAGCCGAGGUCAUCGAGGCUCUUACCAUUGGUGCCGCUCAACAAGCUGGCAGUGAGGCAGGAGAGGAAGCUGGGGCGAAAGUUGCUGCUCUAGAGGCUCAAAAUUUCGCCAAGGCUGCCAUCGAAACAGCUGUUUUAGAAACCGCUCAAGCCAUUGGUAUGGAGAUCGCGGGAGAACUUGGAGCCAAAAUGGCCAUCCAAGCUGCCAAGGAGGUCGGUUUAGCAGCAGGUUUGGCAGUUGCUGCCGAGGUUGGGUCCGAAGUCGGUCGCGAGGUUGGAAGAGUCGCAGGUGCUCAAGCUGCUUCCAUUGCCGGAGCUGAGGAACUGGCCAAGAUGAACAUGGCUGAAAUCACCGAGGAGAAGGCCAAGGAACUUCAGCCCAAAUUUGUGGAAAUCGGCAAAGACGUUGGAACAAAGAUUGGCGAGAACGCUGGAACAGACGCUGGUAAAAAUAUCGACCUCGACCGACCCGUCAAAGAGGCACAAGACGCCGCCAAAUCAGCCGCUGAAAAAGCAGCCCUCAAAGUCAAGGACUUGGUUGAUCUGGCAAAUGAAAUUGGAACAACUGAAGGUGGCUCCGCUGGUCAAGAGGCAGGAAAAGAGGCAGGAGCUCUAGCUGGCGAGACAGUGGCCGUCGAAGCCGCUGUGCGAGCAGCAGAAGAGGCUGCAGCUAAAGUAGCAGAAGUCAUUAUCGGAGAAGCUGGCAUCAAAAUUGGCCAAGAUAUUGGCAGAUCUGUUGGCAAGCAAAUCGCCAUGAAGUUGGGCAAAGAAAUGGGGGCCGAGGCUGGAGAACCUGCUGGAAAAGAGGCCGGAAUUGAAGCUGGCAUUGCUGCGGCAAACGAGGAAAUAGCCAAGGAAAAUCCAAUGGAAAUAAAUGACGAAAAACUGAAGCAGAUCAGAAUCAAGGUCAAAGCCAUAAUCAGGAAGAAGGCCCAGACGGUCGGGGCCAAGGCUGGUGAGGAAGCAGGAAAGAAAAUCGACAUCAACGCAAUCAUAUUGGAGGCCAUUGAAGAGGCUAAACGAGUUGCAGAAGCCACUGCCCUUGACAUCAAGGCUUUUGAAACAAUGGGCGCAGAGAUUGCUGAGGAAGCCGGCAAAAAGGCUGGUGAAAUCACAGGCAAAGACGCUGGAGCCAUUGCUGGUGAAAAGGUUGCCAUUGAAGCAGUCAUGAAAGAAGCACUGGCAAUGGCCGAGAAGACUGGAGCUGCAAUCUUCGGCGAGGUUGGCGCCAAAUUGGGCAAGGAAGCUGGUGAAAAGGCUGCCAAAGAGAUUGCAUCACGACUUGGACGUGAACUUGGCGCUGAUGCUGGUCAAUCUGCUGGUCUUUUGGCUGGAGGCGAAUCCGGCAUGAUGGCUGGCAAAGCCGAAGCCCAAAAACACAACGUCAUGGAAAUGAACGUGGAGCAAAUCAAUUACUUGAAAACCUCAUUGGGCCAAUUGGGAGAAAAGGUUGGCAAAGAGGCUGGAACAAAGGCUGGAACCGAUGCUGGAUCCAAGAUUGAUAUUCCACGAAUCUUGAAGGAGACGUUAGAUUCCGCUAAAAAGGCUGCUGAACAGGCAGCCAAUUUUGCCAAGGCCAGCGAGCAAGAAGCCACUGCUAAGGCUGUGGAGGAAAUUGCUAUCAAUGGAGCCAAAGAAGCCGGUGAAAUUGCCGGAGAAGCUGCAGCAAAAGAGGUGGCAGCAGAUGCGGCCAUCGAAGCCCUCCUUGGCGAUAUCAUCAAAGUCAGCGAAGAAGAGGGAGCCAAAAAGGGAAAUGAAGUCUACGGGGAAUUUGGCGCCCAGAUUGGAAAAGAGGCUGCAGUUGCCGCGGGUAAGAAGGCCGCUAUUGCCAAGAUUCAAGAGCUCAUUGGUAGUGUUGCUGGGCAAAUGGGCAAAGAAGCUGGUGGAGAAGCAGGUCUUGCCGCUGGUAAAGUAGAGUUGAAGAAACACGACUUGAAAUCCAUCACAAAAGACAAGAUCGCUACCAUCCGCGCUGCUUUCGAACAAGUUGGAACGAUCUCAGGAAAAGCUGCCGGCAUUAGCGCGGCCAAAUUGGCUUUUAAAAAGAUCGAUGUGGAACUUGUAAUGGCUGAGGUUCGGGUUGCAGCCAGUCAAUCUGCAGAAAAAUACGCCAUCAAAGCCAGAGAAUUCUGCAAGAUGGCUGUGAAGAUUGCUGAGGAGGCUGGAGCCAAGGCAGGCAAGUCCACUGGAAAGACCAUUGGAGCCGAAUCUGGUGAAGAUGCUGGUGGAAAAGCUGGUGAAGAAGUGGGUCGAGAGGCUGGUCUUAAGGCCGGAACCGAAAUUGGUGGGGAGAAUGGGGGUCGUAUUGGUGCCGAAACUGGCGCAGCUGCUGGUAAAAAGUUUGGCUUGAAAGUGGGCAAGUUGGCUGGCAUCAAGGCCGGUGAGACCUUUGGGUUCCAAUUUGGGCGUAUUGCUGGAGGGAAAGCAGGCCUAGAGGAAGCUAUGAAGGCUUUCAAAAUUGGAAUUACCAAAGAAAAAGUGGCUUCACUGAAGAAAAUCUUUAUCGAGGUGGGCACGGCCGCAGGAACCACAGCUGGAACAACCGCCGGAAAGACCGAAGGGGCCAAGGCUGGCGAUGAAGAAGGAAGAAAGUUCGCCUAUGAAGAGGGAGCAAAGGCCGGUGCAGCAGCGGCCAGGAAGGCCAUUGCUGGCGAGGCCAAGUUCUUGAAGGCUCAAGGUCUGGAAAUCGGCGACAAGAUCGGAGCAGAUGCUGGUGAAAAGGCUGGUCUAGAGGCUGGUGAAAAGGCCGGCGCUGAUGAAGCAGGCAAAUUGGGUGGCGAUGAGGGUGAAAGGAUUGGUCGCGAAAUCGCUGGCGAGGAAGGCGCCAAAAUUGGUCGGGAGAUUGGUGAAGAGGUUGCUAGACUCGCUGGAGCUAAACUUGGAAGAAAAGUGGGUCGCACAGCCGGUCUUCAUGCCGGUCGCAAAGCAGGGGCUGAAGCUGCCUCCAAAGCCGGCGAGAUUGCAGCUAAAACCAUGACCAGAGAUAUGGUUGACAAAUUGAAGAAACUAUUUGAAGAGGCUGCCGCCAACGCUGGAUCAGCUGCAGGUGCCAAAGCUGGUAUGGAGGAGGCCAUUCGAGCAGUUCAACGAAUUGCUAUUGAGGCUGCUGCCAAAGCUGCUAGAGAGAAGAUUUUGGCCUUGGCUUCCAGGGGCGAAAUUAAACUCUCUGCCUCGUGGAAACCCACGGCUCUCAUUUCAAUCAUUGCAACCAGAAGUGACCUUAGUGACAUGGACAAAAUCAAGCUAGCUGCCAGAGCCAAAAUGGAGGGCAAUCUGAAGGAGCUCUUGCCUCAAAAGUUUGCCUCCAAAGGUCUCAAGAAAGACGAAGACGAACUGGAGGGUAAACUAAGAUUUGGAGACCAUUCCAGUGCUCAAGCGUCUGAGGAUGUCGAUCCCAUGGACAAAUGGAAGACCGUGGUGUUCACUGACCUUCCUGAUGCGGAUAAGAAGCCCGGUCGAUCCGAUGGAAUCAAGGACAACGUCAAUUCCUUGCGCCGACGAUUUGAAACACAGAAUAUGAAAGAUAAUGAAGCAUAUGUUAUUAUGUAAGGCCGAUAACCCUUGUACUAUCUGUUGCCUCUGCAAGAUUUGUUUAUAUUUAUUAGUGAACAACAAUCAUCGAUCUAAACAAAUUGAAGGAUGAUAUGAAGACAAUGUUCCGUCGUGUGAAAAGCAUUACAAUUUUAAUAUUGACAGUUAAUAAAAGUUCCUACUCA
Tigriopus californicus is the source of this 5561-nucleotide messenger RNA. RefSeq names its product fibroin heavy chain-like. The coding region runs from base 103 to 5394 and encodes 1763 amino acids. The transcript has 2 exons. NCBI's taxonomy places the organism in Eukaryota, Metazoa, Arthropoda, Copepoda, Harpacticoida, Harpacticidae. The record is from RefSeq and is a predicted model, not a curated record.